AUGUCUGGGACCUGUCAGGCCCCGCAGAGACGCAUCCGAAUCCAAUACUUGAACAUGGCAUCUUCCAAACGGAAACAGAAGCCCACCCAGCGUGGACCUCAGCGGAAACCCAUGUACCACUACCGACGCCGCAACAGGACCUACAGCCCGAGCUACUGCCCCAGCUACUAA
This is a messenger RNA of Puccinia triticina, 171 nucleotides long. RefSeq lists its product as uncharacterized. The record is from RefSeq and is a predicted model, not a curated record. Lineage: Eukaryota; Fungi; Basidiomycota; Pucciniomycetes; Pucciniales; Pucciniaceae. Bases 1 to 171 code for a protein of 56 amino acids. The transcript is spliced from 3 exons.